Rhipicephalus sanguineus (brown dog tick) is the source of this 825-nucleotide messenger RNA. RefSeq names its product WAP, Kazal, immunoglobulin, Kunitz and NTR domain-containing protein 2-like. Bases 53 to 793 code for a protein of 246 amino acids. Gene Ontology annotation, molecular function: serine-type endopeptidase inhibitor activity. NCBI's taxonomy places the organism in Eukaryota, Metazoa, Arthropoda, Arachnida, Ixodida, Ixodidae. The record is from RefSeq and is a predicted model, not a curated record. The transcript has 7 exons.
CACGCUGCAUGGUCACACGAUCCGUUCGGCUAACUAAACCUAGGCCGCCGCAAUGGAGAUCCCGUUCCGCUGCCUUGCUCUCGCAAUGUGUAUCGCCAUCGUUUCUGGCUUAAAUGAAAAUGCUGUACAGAGUGAAAAUGGAGAAAGAGGAAUCUCUGGCGUGACUAUUGGCAGCAAUGGAAAUGGUGUACUAGGUGGAGAUUUAAACUUUUUACCAGGUUCUGGCCUUGGAUCUGGGAAUAGUGCAGCAUCAGGCACAACGGGAAACGAAUUACCUAAUAGAAGCAACCGUAUCGGCCAUCCUGGCUCUCUUCCAUGGAAUAUUACAACAAUAGGGAAGAAACCGAAGAGAUGCAAGGAACUACCAGAGAAAGGCCACUGCCGUGCAUUCAUGCCGACUUGGUAUUUCGACUUUAGACUACAGCUAUGCAGGAUAUUUAUCUAUGGGGGAUGCGGGGGCAACGACAACCAAUUCAGUAGCGAAAAAAAGUGUCAGGAGGUCUGUCUACCUGAAAAAAAGCCAAAACUGGUCUGCGGCUUAGAGCCACGAUCCGGGAGGACCAAAGUCUUUUGCAGACGAUGGCACUUCGACGCUAAUUUCGGCACUUGCAGUCUUUUCCCGAACCACCAAUGUGCGAACAAUGCGAACGGCUUCUACACAUGCAGACUCUGUAUGAAAAGAUGCAGCAUUCUCAAAGCCACCGAAGUAUGCCAAUUAGCCCGUCAGUCGACUGCAGCGCCAAGAAUGCAGCAACAGCAAAGUGGAAACCACACCUCACCUACCAUCCUUUAGCAGAUACUAAUGCGGAAUAAUAAACAUUAUGC